This is a messenger RNA of Tinamus guttatus (white-throated tinamou), 915 nucleotides long. RefSeq names its product ring finger protein 212 (gene RNF212). Lineage: Eukaryota; Metazoa; Chordata; Aves; Tinamiformes; Tinamidae. Gene Ontology annotation, cellular component: synaptonemal complex. Gene Ontology annotation, biological process: reciprocal meiotic recombination; homologous chromosome pairing at meiosis; protein sumoylation. The record is from RefSeq and is a predicted model, not a curated record. Gene Ontology annotation, molecular function: SUMO transferase activity.
AUGGCCGUGCCGGUCUUCUGCAAUGCCUGCUUCUGCGAGCCCAGCCAGGCCGCCCCGCGCUUCAGCCUCACCAGCUGCGGCCAUGUCAUGUGUGAGCUUUGCCUCCAGAAAGGCAAAAAAGAUGAAUGUUUGAUCUGUAGAACUCCUUGUCGUACGUUGCUCCUUUCAAAACAGACAAAUCCUGAUAUUCAAUCACUGUUCAUGGGACUAGAUGUGCUAUGCAACCAAUAUUCAAAAGAAAUAACACAGAUUUCAGAAUUUCAGGAAAAACAUCGUAGACACUUAAUAGCUUACCAAAAACAAAAGAUACUGAAAUUGGAAGAAUCUCUCAAGAAAGCAACGCAACAAUUGCAUCAGAUACAACGUAUGAAACCACCUCAACAAAUUACUCCACAGGCAUUUUCCAGUACAAGUAGAAAUCCACUUUCCUUUCCUUCAAAAAAACAGAAUGGAUAUUCUUCAUAUUCUCUCCAUCCUAGUCAUGCUUCCACUUCUGAAAUAAGAGAGUCAAUGGAGAUUGAUCCUGUACCUUUACCAAUAAGGAAACCUGAGACAGUGACUGGUCCAACAAGACUAUCACUAAUAUCUCCACCCCAAGGUGGACGUAUGGGUAGUGUAUCUUACAGAAGUUCUCAGCCAUCUGGAAUAAUGUCAAGUCAAAACAGUAAAGCAGGAUCUACAAGAUCCACACCUAUAAGACUACCACAUAAUGAAUUUCAACUCACAUCGUCAUCCAGAUCACAAAGUAGUAGAAUGGGGUCAUGGACUUCUGACUUCAGAACACCUCAGGUGUAUCCAUUUACACCACCUUCCUCACAGUCAUCUGCAACAAGACAUCCCAUCACCAUCCCUGGUAUUCUGCAGAGACAACAUUUAGGAUCCACUAAUUUUGGAGGACAUUCAGUAGAAAGAUAA